AUGGCGAAGACUACAACCCUUAAGGAAUUCGAAUCUGUCUUCCCAAAGCUGGUCGAAGACCUGCUGGACCAUGCCAAGCAAUACAAUCUCGCAGAUGAGUUCGUGCAAUGGUACAAAGCUUCUCUCAAUGCCAAUACGAUUGGUGGGAAAUGCAAUCGCGGCAUGUCUGUUCCCGACUCUGUCUCCCUUCUCCUCGAAGCCCCACUUUCCGAAGAGCAAUACUUCGAAGCUGCGACAUUGGGAUGGAUGACCGAGCUGUUACAGGCCUUCUUUCUCGUCUCCGACGACAUUAUGGACAGUAGCAUCACCCGCCGUGGGGCACCAUGCUGGUACCGUCAACCACAUGUCGGCAUGAUCGCAAUCAACGACGCGUUCAUGCUCGAAUCCUCUAUCUACACACUCCUCAAGAAGUACUUCCGGAAGCACCCCGCAUACGUCGAUCUUCUCGAGCUUUUCCACGAAGUCUCAUACCAGACUGAGCUGGGCCAACUAUGCGAUCUGAUCACAGCACCUGAGGACAAGAUCGAUCUUGACAACUUCUCCAUGUCCAAGUACCAAUUCAUAGUGAUCUACAAGACCGCAUACUAUUCUUUCUACCUCCCGGUUGCGCUCGCGCUCUACCACCAAAACAUCGCUACGCCGAAGAAUCUCAAGCAGGCGGAGAAGAUCCUGAUCCCGCUCGGCGAGUACUUCCAGAUCCAGGAUGAUUACCUCGACAACUUUGGUCUUCCGGAGCACAUUGGCAAGAUUGGUACGGACAUCAUGGACAACAAGUGCUCAUGGCUCGUCAACAAGGCUCUAGAGAUCGCGACGCCAGAACAGAGAAAGAUUCUGGAGGAUAACUACGGGCGCAAGGACAAGACCAAGGAGGCAGCCGUCAAGAAGCUAUACGACGAGUUGAAACUGGAACAGAUCUACAAGGAAUACGAAGAGACCCGAGUCGGCGAGAUCAAGAAGAUGAUCGCGGAGGUUGAUGAGUCGGAGGGCUUAAAGAAAUCUGUGUUCGAGAGCUUCCUGGCCAAGAUCUACAAACGCAGCAAAUAA
Amorphotheca resinae ATCC 22711 is the source of this 1044-nucleotide messenger RNA. RefSeq lists its product as hypothetical. Lineage: Eukaryota; Fungi; Ascomycota; Leotiomycetes; Helotiales; Amorphothecaceae. Gene Ontology annotation, molecular function: dimethylallyltranstransferase activity; (2E,6E)-farnesyl diphosphate synthase activity. Gene Ontology annotation, biological process: trans, trans-farnesyl diphosphate biosynthetic process. The coding region runs from base 1 to 1044 and encodes 347 amino acids. Gene Ontology annotation, cellular component: cytoplasm. The record is from RefSeq and is a predicted model, not a curated record. The transcript is spliced from 2 exons.